Molecule: messenger RNA, 3864 nt
Organism: Patiria miniata (bat star)
Lineage: Eukaryota; Metazoa; Echinodermata; Asteroidea; Valvatida; Asterinidae
Exons: 8
Coding region: 523-2640 (705 amino acids)
Biological process (GO): regulation of transcription by RNA polymerase II
Cellular component (GO): nucleus
Molecular function (GO): RNA polymerase II cis-regulatory region sequence-specific DNA binding; zinc ion binding; nuclear receptor activity
Source: RefSeq, a predicted model, not a curated record
UUAGAGACCCACAUUUUGAUUUAGUUAAUGUGCCCCGCUGAUAGAGUGUCCUUCCUCAGGAGCCGAGUGGACGACCAAUAAACAGCAAAGGAGUGACUGGUGAGAGCUCAUCAAUACCAAGCCAUCAAUCACAAUGCAUUGGUGCGUCAAGGGGUGGGUUGUAUCUGGCCUUCACGUUGGCCCAUUGUUGACUUUUAACAAUGCAUUCAUUAUUCAUGACUUGGGCUGCCGUUGAAUAUUCAUGAGUGGGUGAUGCUGCCUUGGAACUUUCUCUGGUGUUUCAGCCAAUGGGGAGCUUUCCCUGACUUGUGCUUAUUUACAUACAGUGAAAGCUAUUGGCUGGUGUGGUACCCAUGGUUCAGGAGUUGGUCUUGACGGGUUGGACAAUAUUUCUCGGAGCAGGGGAUAGAUGGCGUGAUGUUUUGAUUUUGCCGUGGAUCGGAUCAUUCAGUAGGUUGGGGUUGUUCGUCUACGUAGUCCUGUUCUUUUGAUCAUCUUUGGGUGGAGUGGAUACCGGUCGCUAUGAAGUACUCCAUGCAUCAGCAGUAUUACGACGGUAGUUUACCGGGCAGUAUUUGCACCAUGGCGGAGGAGUAUAACAAUAGCACAGCGGCUGUUGGAUACUGCAUCAGUGGGCAAGGGGUUGAGGCUUGUGUUCCCCAUGGCGGCAUGUUCAUCCAUGAUGGCAUGAUGACCCCCGCGCUAUCCCCCAGCCGCAAGAUUCUCUGCCAGGUUUGUGGAGCCUUGUCUUCAGGUCUUCACUUUGGUGUCUUCACUUGCGAAGGAUGCAAGUGCUUCUACCGACGGAGCAUCAAAGAGGGCGCCAAUUACGCCUGUGCUAAAGAUCGUAACUGUGACAUCACCAUGGAAACGCGCAACUCUUGUCGCUUCUGUCGUUUCCAGAAGUGCCUGGCAUUGGGCAUGUCCAAGGAAGGAAUCAAAUUAGGACGCCGUCCGAAAGUGGACAGUGAUGUUUUUCAGCAGGGAUUUUAUCACGCGGGAGAUAUGGAAAUGCUGCACAGCCACGGUCAACAGACCUACUCCUGGCCUGGCACUGAUCACUUGGGAACUCACUAUCCUACCUCCUUCAAAUCAGAACCGGCAUUUAUAGACCUUGAAGGAAGGGGCAAGGACGGAUACGACGAACAGCCUGUCAUGAAUUACUCCAUGAAACGUGAGGCCUAUGUGGCGUGUGACCAGCACAAUGGCUUGCAUUAUCCCCACCAGGGGAGCUACUUAAUGCCCGGCCAGCAGCCGAGUGUGAAUGCGGUGCCCACCAGCCCCGCGAGUCGGGACCAUUAUGAACAGGUUUACGGCUCCCCUAUGGAGGCUGGCAUUCACCCGCGACAGCAGGUGUACCUCCCUCCUGACGGUCCCUCGCACCCACACCACACCGCCCCCAUGUCUAACCCGGUACCCAUUAUGCACGCCCCGACGCCCCACCCACCCUCCACCCAGUCCCGGAUGGAGCACGACGGCUCACGUAGCUGGACAGCAGGGUUGAGCCCCACCAGCAGCAUGUCAUCAGGCAGUGAGGAAGCCUGGGAAGGGACGGUUUUCCAGGGCAGUCAUCCCUCCUCUGUCACCCUCACGCUACCUGAGGUGCACAGCGGGGCGGUGGCAGCCAUGGCCUACGCUAACCUCUACCGAGGGAAAAACGAGAGCCCUUCCUCAACCUCCUCGUCAAUAUCCACACCAGAGCGUUCCAAGGACGACGAAAAUCCAGCCCCAAAGAGACCAACUGAAGCUACUUUUCACUCUGAAGCAGAGCGGGGCUCCCGCAGCUACACAGAACUGGUGCCCAGGAAAAACAACCAGAAAACAGACUCUGUGAUGCAGCCCGUUGUGGAAAGACACGAAGGGUACAUUGACAAACUGCAAGCCAUGCAGAGCUCCAUCGCUCUGUCACCCAAGCCGGCAUCACCGGCAAGCGGCAAUAAUAACAAUGAGGUUUGGGUCAGGCACCCCGACAGCAGACAGCCGUCAGGGAUGGUUGUAGGAGGUUCAGGCGGGCUGUUGGAUCUCUCUCAUCAUAGUGCAAACCUGAAGAUGAAACAGGAAGAAAACCAAGACAGAGAAUCACAGGGAGAUCUCCUCCACAGCAUCAUGACUCAUUUCUUGCAGCUUAAGAUGGACGUGGUUACGCAGUGGAAAGUUUACCACAGCAAGGUGUCAAGUGAUGAAGCGACUGACAUCAGCUGGAAGGAGGUAGAAAGUUUUGUAAAUUCCUCUUAUGAAAUUACUGAAUGCAUCAGAAGUUACGUUUGCAAGGUCCUGGGUUUGGCACAGCAGAACUGCAGCUCUGGGGUGGAGUUGGUCUGGUCCUCUCUGGCCGUCGUGGUCAAGACUUGUCUGCUGCUGGACCUUCCGACCGGUGAUCAGAUGAGGAAGGCUGGAGGUGGGCGGGACCCCCCUCAACUCCAGAAGGAGGAGGCGGCCUGCAUCAGCAUUCUAGCUUUGUUCUCCUCAAUGGCCGCUACAGGCAGCGAUGAUGCAUCUUUGGCCGAUGCAUGUCAGUGGAUAUGUUGUAUUGCACAGGACUACCUCAAAGAGAAGUGUGAGACAGAGGAGAGAUUUCAACAAGUCAUCCAGCUUCUACAGGGAGAUUCAACUGCAACACUUAUCUCCUCACCAACCUGAAGAAAAUACACUCCUUAUUCAUUCCAUCUGGUCCCUAAUAGGUCAAAAUAAGCAAAGUUGGGAGCUUUGAAUUGAUAUAUUUAGACUUGUUUUAGCGGUGUGAUUUGGACAAACUUGUUAAGCAAAUUUCAAUCCAAAACAGAAGUAUUCUGUCUCCAACUACCUCUCUCGCCCUCCUCCCUGUCAUAUCUGAAAUGUUUCUGAAAUCAAGGCCCUUUUCUCAGCCGGAGAAACGCACUUACUUUAAUUCCUGCUUAUCACUAUAUGAUAUUCAGGGGAUCAUGCAAACCAGCCAAAAACAUCAACUAAAAGACAGACACGUGUGGAAGGCUGGAUUCCUGAAUUGACAUUUAUUCAAAGCAGUCUUUGAAGAGUUUGUUUCCUAACGCGACUUCCAGUUGGAAACAGUCAAAAGAGUCACACAGUUAGGAGACUUUAUAGAACAAACACAGUCUAAAAGCUGUUUCCCAACUUCAUUUUUGCGUUAUUGUAUUCUUAAAUGGAAGAAAAUGGAAGAGGUAAACAGGAAAAAAAUUGCCUGGCAAAUUCUUGUGCUAUCAGAUGAGAAGAUGUAUACAUUUGCAGAACAUUUUGGCUGACGACCAGGGAACAAUUUUGCUGCUAAGGUGGAAAUAUUGCUAAGAAAACACAUGAGCAAGCAUCAAAAUGAACGAGAACCAGUUUUGGCUGGACAUGGUUUGUUUUUUCUCACCAGAUAUUUUCUCUGCCUUAGCAGAUCUGUUUGUUUGGAAGUUCCAUGAAAAUUGCCCCCAUUUUGUUAUUCUGCUUUUAGCGCUGUUUCCAGAACUUAGCCCCUGGUGAAACAGAAGUUACUGUUAGACACUGUCGGCAUCCACAAACGAAGUACGCUGAUAUGUGUAAACAUGCAGGAGGUCGUGUACAAAUUUCAGUUUUGGCUUCGCACCUCAAGAGUUCCCAAUUCCAAAUAAUGAAAGGCGGAUGUAAUUAUUCAAUUGGAAGAAACUUUGAACGAAAAGACAGAAAUUCAUACGUACUGAUCCUCAAUGGCUUCAACACGUAGUUCCAGUGUCACUUUCUCAUAUCAUUUAUUAGAAAAAUGCAUAAAGUGAUAGUGUUACACGUUAGGGAUACGCAAUACGGGAGCAAAUUUCAAACCUGCUGAAACUCUUUAAUAAUUCUUCUUUUAAGCUUGCUUUGUUGCAUCAUGCAGUUUUUGCUUUGUUGCAUCAGGCAACAACAUCC